GGAGGCUUGCUGCGGGGCUGGCCGUGGCUGGGAGGAGCGUGUCUGAACGCCCCGGGUGGGCCCCGGUGGCCGGGGGGGUGCCGCUGCGGUGGUGGGGAGCGGCGUGAGGGGCCGGGCAGGGCCGCGCCGCCCGAGCUCUGCUUUGCUGGGCCUGUGGAGCAGAGGUUUGGCAUCCCCACGGCCCCGUGGGGCCUGUCACGCUGCGCGUUUCGCUCCCUGCGGCUUUGUGGGCCUCACUGGGAGCGGGAGCGGGCGGCUGCGGUGUGGCGGCGGCGCAGGGAGCUGGCGGCGCCUCGGGCAGGAGCUUUGGAACAGAAGAGCCAUGGCUUUGAGAAAGGCUGCUGUAGGCUGAGGUGGCUUGGCUGAUGUCUGAGCACCAACUGGGCUUUCUCUCUGCUGGUCACACCCAAAAUGGGGAGGAUCAGCAUCUCCUGUUUGCUUCCUGCUUCUUGGCACUUCAGCAUCUCACCAGUGGGAUGUCCACGUGUCCUCAACACCACUUUGAGACAGAUCCUGGUGAUAGGAAUUCUUGCUGCUGCAGUCUCCCUGCUCUAUUACUCCGUGGUGCUCAUCAGGAAUAAGUAUGGGCGAGCCUACAGGGACAAAAGGUUCCACAGGUACCUUGCCAGAGUAACUGACACAGAAGCCACAGACACCAACAACCCCAAUCUCAACUAUGGCAUCGUUGUGGACUGUGGCAGCAGUGGCUCCAGGAUCUUUGUGUACUGUUGGCCCAGGCACAAUGGCAACCCUCACGACCUGCUGGACAUCAAACAGAUGAGAGACAAAGCCAGGAAACCAGUGGUGAUGAAAAUUAAACCAGGCAUUUCUGAGUUUGCCAGCUCUCCAGACAAGGUCAGUGACUACAUCUCCCCACUGCUCAGCUUUGCUGCUGAACAUGUGCCCCGUGCCAAGCACAAAGAGACUCCUCUCUACAUCCUGUGCACUGCAGGGAUGAGGAUUCUGCCAGAAAGCCAGCAGAAGGCCAUUCUGGAAGAUCUGCUCACUGAUAUCCCUGUGCAGUUUGAUUUCCUCUUUUCAGACUCCCAUGCAGAGGUGAUUUCAGGGAAGCAGGAGGGAGUUUAUGCUUGGAUUGGCAUCAACUUUGUGCUUGGAAGAUUUGAACACACAGAUGAUGAGGAUGAAGCAGUCGUGGAGGUCCAUGUGCCAGGCAGUGAGAACAAGGAGGCUAUCUUCAGGAAGAGGACAGUGGGUAUCCUUGACAUGGGGGGAGUCUCGACCCAGAUAGCCUAUGAAGUCCCUAAAACUGUAAGCUUUGCCUCUUCACAGCAGGAGGAAGUAGCCAAAAACUUGCUGGCAGAAUUCAACCUGGGCUGUGAUGCUCAUCAGACUGAGCACAUCUACAGGGUCUAUGUUGCCACCUUCCUUGGCUUUGGAGGAAAUGCAGCACGGCAGAGAUAUGAGGACAGCCUCUUUGCCAGCACAGUGCUCAAGAACAGGCUGCUGGGCACACAGACUGGGCUGACUUCUGAUUCCCCUUACCUAGAUCCCUGCCUGCCCCUGGAUGCUGAGGAUGAAAUCAAGCAGAAGGGGCAGGUCCUGUACCUGCGGGGGACAGGAGACUUCCAGCUCUGCCGGGAACUCAUCCAACCCUUCAUGAACAAGACCAAUGAGACCCAAACUUCUCUUAAUGGGGUCUACCAACCUGCUGUGCACUUCCAGAACAGUGAAUUCUAUGGCUUCUCAGAGUUCUACUACUGCACUGAGGAUGUGCUACGCAUGGGAGGGGAUUACAAUGCUGCUAAGUUCACUAAAGCUGCAAAGGAUUAUUGUGCCACGAAGUGGUCUGUGCUGCGGGAGCGCUUUGACCGGGGGCUUUACGCCUCGCACGCUGAUCUCCACAGAUUGAAGUACCAGUGCUUUAAGUCUGCCUGGAUGUAUGAAGUGUUCCACAGUGGCUUCUCAUUUCCUGUCACCUACAGCAAUCUGAAAACAGCUCUGCAGGUUUAUGACAAAGAGGUGCAGUGGACCCUGGGGGCCAUUCUCUACCGAACGCGCUUCCUGCCGCUGAGAGACAUCCAGCAAGAGAACUUCCGUGGCAGCCACUCCCACUGGAGGAGCUUCUCUUUCGUGUACAACCACUACCUGUUCUCUGCCUGCUUCCUGGUCGUGCUGCUCUCCAUCCUGCUCUACCUGCUGCGCCUGCGCCGCAUCCACCGCCGCAUGCUGCGCAACUCCUCCUCCUCCCCUGCCCUCUGGCUGGAGGAAGGCCUCCCACCACAGAAGAUCCCAGGGCCCUGAGGAGAUGCUGUGAUGGAGAUGUGCUUUUGUUGGACUUGCUACACACACACACAAAGCCAUUUUUGCCUCAGGGUUCCUCCUUUUUGUCCCUUUCAACCAUCCCCAAGCAGCAGCUCGCGCCGGAGCGUUGCGAUGCGGCUGGACUUUGGGAGGGAUGCAGCUGGACUUUGGGAGGAUGGGAGAAGGUGGUCAGCUUGGCUUAGUCCCAUCAGGCACCAUCUGCCUAAAAUCACUCUUGUUAUCACUUUAGUUUUUAACAUGUUGCACUUUCUGUGUGUCCUGGGGUGAGCAGGAGCUGGCUGGCAGCUGAGACCUCCCUCAAUCUCCAGCAAGCUGAAGAGAACUGGAACAUGCCUCAGCUUUUGCUCCUGCUCAAGUCAGUCCUGCCCCAGUGUCUUUUCUUUGUGGAGUCCUCUGGGUUGUUUUAAUUUAUAUUUUAUUUAAACCAGGUUGAUUUUACUUGAAGGUGAAAUUGUCCACGAUUAAAAGUGAGAUUUCUAUGA
Messenger RNA from Pogoniulus pusillus (Red-fronted tinkerbird), 2765 nucleotides. RefSeq names its product ectonucleoside triphosphate diphosphohydrolase 4 (gene ENTPD4). Lineage: Eukaryota; Metazoa; Chordata; Aves; Piciformes; Lybiidae. Gene Ontology annotation, cellular component: Golgi apparatus. The transcript has 14 exons. Gene Ontology annotation, molecular function: GDP phosphatase activity; UDP phosphatase activity. The record is from RefSeq and is a predicted model, not a curated record. Gene Ontology annotation, biological process: UDP catabolic process. The coding region runs from base 412 to 2262 and encodes 616 amino acids.